GCUCAGUUCGCAAUGAGUUUUCUUCGGCGGAUUGUACUUGGAGUACCUUUCCUUAUGCUUUUCCUACAAUUUGGAUUUAGCGAUGUGUCAGUGAGCGAUAUGGAGUGGGCCCAGUACAAGGAUCAGUACAACAAGCAGUACCGGACAACCGACAGUUACCACCGGGAUCUGUACAGCAAAAGAGUAAAGCUGGUUGACGAACACAACAGGCUCUAUUCCGAGGGUAGUGUUGGGUUCAAGAUGGGAAUAAACGAGUUCUCCGACAUAGAUCAGAGUCUCCUCUUCAAGUUUCGUACAUCGAUCCCAAUGCCCACGGAACCAAAUUCUGACGGCAUUACCAAAACUUCAGACUACAAGAGCUAUGACGAAAUAACCGCAGGAAUAGACUGGCGCCAGAACGGCUAUAUAUCGGCAGUGGAAAAUCAGGGCACCGAGUGCCUCAGCUGCUGGGCCUUCUCCACCUCGGGAGUCCUUGAGGCGCAUCUGGCCAAGAAAACCUCCAAGUUAGUACCCCUUUCGCCCAAACAUUUAGUGGACUGUGUUCCCUAUCCGAACAAUGGAUGCUACGGUGGUUGGGUGAGCGUGGCCUUUAACUACACGAAGGAUCAUGGCAUUGCCACCAAGGAGUCCUAUCCCUACGAACCCAAGAAGGGGGACUGUCGCUGGAACAGCACAUAUAGUGCGGGCAGACUGCGGAGCCACGUGACUCUGACCAGCUCUGAUGAAAAGGAACUGGCCGAGGUGGUGUUCAACAUUGGACCCGUGGCAGUAUCCAUUGACCACCUUCACGAAGAAUUCGAACUCUAUUCCGGUGGCAUCUUAAGAAUUCCCGCGUGCCGGUCAUCCAAGAAGGAUCUCACGCACUCCGUUCUCCUGGUGGGCUUUGGAACCGACCCGAAGUGGGGCGACUACUGGCUAAUCAAGAACUCCUAUGGAACAGCCUGGGGCGAGAGCGGCUACUUCAAGCUGGCUCGAAACGCCAACAACAUGUGUGGAGUGGCAACCCUUCCCCAAUAUCCCCUUGUUUGAAUAGAUCUUUAACAAUAAAUAAAUGUGUUGCAAUGAAAUCGAGCG
This is a messenger RNA of Drosophila subpulchrella, 1074 nucleotides long. Its product is annotated as procathepsin L. Gene Ontology annotation, biological process: immune response. NCBI's taxonomy places the organism in Eukaryota, Metazoa, Arthropoda, Insecta, Diptera, Drosophilidae. The record is from RefSeq and is a predicted model, not a curated record. The coding region runs from base 13 to 1029 and encodes 338 amino acids. The transcript has a single exon. Gene Ontology annotation, molecular function: cysteine-type endopeptidase activity. Gene Ontology annotation, cellular component: lysosome.